AUGAAAUUACCGUUAAAAACUCCCAAUUUCGUAACACGAAUACAUAGAACUUUCUUUUUCAUUGGAAGUUUAUUUUCGUACGAAAUAAGUGUAAAGUAUUAUUUCAUUUUCCUUUUAUUCUUCUUUGGUAAACUAAAUUUAUGUUUGCAAAAGUUGAUGUUCGUCGACAUACUCGGCCGAAUACAACAGUGGACCAAUAUAGUUCAGGCCAAGUUGGAUCUUUGCAAAGCGGUUAUUGAAGCUUUACGCAAAGAGCUAAUGGCACGAGCUUGUGAAAUUGCCAAUCUUAGGAAAUUGUUGGCAGAAUGUGAGGAACGUGAAAAACAAGCUGUAUCUACUCAAACAAAUACUACUACAUCACACCAAGAAGAGCAAUACAAAACGGCUGUAGAAACUAUCGUUGACAUAGAACCUGAUGAACCAAUAGAAGAUAAAACAGAUAAUGAUGAAGAAAAAGUGGACAAGAAAGAAAGUCCACAAGGAAGAGAUACCUUAGAAAUUGUUUGUACAGAUGCAGCUAUUCAGUCGAUCCUAAAAGAUAAAGAUAGAAUGAGACGUGAAAUGGAGCUGGAAGCUGAAAUAUCGAGGCUUCGCAAAGAGAACGAGCGUAUUAUAAAAGAACGUGCAGAAUAUGAAAACGCGAUACAGCGGGCAUUAUUGAGAGGUGUUUCAUCUUUGAACGUCGAGGCAUUGAGAGUUUUACGUUGUCCACCGAUUCCAUGUUGCAGUCCUUGUGCGCCUUGUCCUACUGCUACUAUGAAAUCGACCAUGGGCAAGAAAGGUUGCGUCACGCAAAAACGUAUUGAAAAUGGAAAAGGUUGUAUUCGUGAAGCUGAUUCUUACACCAUAAAGCGACCUUGCGGCAGUCCUUGUUGUUCUGGAGGAAAAAACCAGAAGUCGGUAUCUAACAAUAGUAUGAUCUUCCUUCUUCAUCAAAAUGACGCAGAAAACAUUUGUGGCUCGAAGACUAUCAAAAUGCCGCAAGUUUGUGGCUCACCAUUAAUGAAGAAGAUUGAAAUACCGCCGUGUCCUAGAUACACUAAAUAACUAUUAUAUUUUGUUA
Messenger RNA from Osmia bicornis bicornis, 1063 nucleotides. RefSeq lists its product as uncharacterized. Lineage: Eukaryota; Metazoa; Arthropoda; Insecta; Hymenoptera; Megachilidae. The record is from RefSeq and is a predicted model, not a curated record. The coding region runs from base 1 to 1047 and encodes 348 amino acids. The transcript is spliced from 4 exons.